AUGGCGAAGGCGCACGUCCUGCUGUGGCCAAGUGCGGCAGUGGCGGUGGCCGUGGCCGUUGCCGUGAUGAGCGUCGUCACCGCGGAGCUGGCAGCGGUGCCGGUGAGCGGCAACGGCAGCGCCGUGGGCACCCUCGUGGGGUUGCCGCUGCUGAUGGCGGCAUGUGGCACCAGGGUGGAGGAUCAGGAGGCCGCCGAGAUGGACUCGGAGGCGCACCGUGUGGUGGCACUAACGGUGCACGGCGCGCAGGGGACCCAACCCGCUCGACGCAGACAGACCUGCGUGCCCGGAAACUUGUGGUGCCAGAGGUGA
This is a messenger RNA of Miscanthus lutarioriparius, 312 nucleotides long. Lineage: Eukaryota; Viridiplantae; Streptophyta; Magnoliopsida; Poales; Poaceae. The record is from the annotation of a GenBank genome assembly.